Messenger RNA from Diachasmimorpha longicaudata, 3151 nucleotides. RefSeq names its product CCR4-NOT transcription complex subunit 3 (gene Not3). Lineage: Eukaryota; Metazoa; Arthropoda; Insecta; Hymenoptera; Braconidae. Bases 653 to 3013 code for a protein of 786 amino acids. The transcript has 9 exons. The record is from RefSeq and is a predicted model, not a curated record. Gene Ontology annotation, biological process: regulation of DNA-templated transcription; nuclear-transcribed mRNA poly(A) tail shortening. Gene Ontology annotation, cellular component: P-body; CCR4-NOT core complex; nucleus.
AACAAUGUCUGUGUGAGUGCUUCAUGAGUGUAGCGUCGAUAGAGAAAAGCAUUAAAAAAAAUUCAUCGACAAUUCGAUAAAAAUUUGCAGAUCAGCUAAUUAAAUUCUCCCCUAAAGUGGUCAUAGUUAUUGCUGGCAAAAUAAAUACCACUAGCCUCCGUGAUAUUGAAUCAAUAAUCUGUAUUUUAUUCACUAAAUACAAAAAUAGUCCAUCGAGUACAACAAUCAGUUGCAAGUGAGGUUAAAGUGUGACUAACGAGUGGGAAAGAAUAGUAUUAGAAUUAGAUUUUAAAGUAAUAAUCCGGUAACUUUAGCCUGAAUAACAGUGUGAAGAUUAUUCAGGAUAAAUAAUAAAAGAUAAUACAUAAUAUUUCAUAAAAAAAAUUAGGGGGAAACCAGUUAAUGGUCUGUGCUGCUGCCUAUACAGUUCGUUGUCAUUUGAAAACGGAAGCCAUCUUGUGGCUGAGUCUCCCAUAUUAUAGUCUCAUAGGGGUGAACCAAAGAGAAUAUCAUCAAACUUGAUUCCUGAUAAAUAAUCACAAAUACUGAUUAAAAUUAAUUUAAAUAAAUAAACCUGAAAAGCACUCUGUCGAUACAAUAAUUGUUUAAUUCGGACUAUGAAUAAAUCAUUUGGCCAUAUGUUUACAUAGCCAUGGCUGCGACGAGAAAGUUGCAAGGUGAAAUAGACCGGUGCCUUAAAAAAGUGACCGAGGGUGUUGAUACAUUUGAGGAUAUUUGGCAAAAGGUUCACAAUGCGACAAACAGCAAUCAGAAAGAAAAAUACGAGGCCGAUCUCAAGAAGGAGAUCAAAAAAUUACAGAGGUUACGUGAUCAGAUCAAAAGUUGGAUUGCCUCCGGGGAAAUUAAGGACAAAAGCACGUUACUCGACUACAGAAAGUUGAUUGAAACGCAAAUGGAGAGAUUCAAAGUUGUCGAGAGGGAAACUAAGACAAAGGCGUACUCCAAGGAGGGCCUUGGAGCAGCGCAGAAACUCGAUCCAGCGCAGAAGGAGCGCGAGGAAGUUAGCAAUUGGCUUGCUAAUUCUAUUGACUCUUUAAAUCUUCAGCUGGACACAUUUGAAUCCGAAAUAGAGUCCCUCCUUGCUGGUAAGAAAAAACGAUUGGACAAGGAUAAACAGGAUAGAAUGGAUGAGUUGAAGGGUAAAUUGGAGAAACAUCGUUAUCACAUUCGUAAAUUAGAAACACUCCUCAGAAUGCUGGAUAAUAUGUCGGUGGAAGUUAAUACAAUAAAGAGGAUAAAGGACGACGUUGAGUAUUACAUUGAGUCAUCACAGGAGCCUGAUUUUGAAGAAAAUGAAUACAUUUACGACGAUAUUAUUGGUCUCGACGAAGUGGAAUUGUCGGGUGUUGGUAUUCCAUCAUCAGCAACAACUGAUAGUAAUAAUAGUAAUGAAACUGGUGGUACACCAACAUCAACAAAUUCAGGAACAUCACCAAUACCAUCACCACCAUUGAGUUCAACGAUGCACAAUCAUUCGAGUGAUAGUUCAACUGACACGGAUAAAAAGACAAAAGAUGAAUUGUUACAGCCGGUGAAACCAACAGCAGUACGACCCCUUAUGAAUACGUCACAGACGAGCAUUCCAGCAGCAGGCACCACUGCCAUCCAGAAAUCACCAAUGUUAACAAGCAGUACACCAAGUAAAAUCAUUCCCAUGACAUCGAGCCACAGUUCACCGAUAUCAACAUCAACGAAUCACGUAACGACAAGUAACGCCGGUAAUUUUGCAACGGUUGCUGCAUCGCACACCAAUUCUCAAGCAAUUCACUCUACCUCCACUAAAAUUUCAUCCCACAGUAGUGAAAAUGGCUUGUCGUGUUUAAUGACAACGAGCACACCAACAUCAUCGCAGAACAUCUCCCAAGUGCAGUCGCAGAUUCAAUUACAGACGAGUCAACAGCAGAUUCAGGCAGAGGAGUUUCGACGAGUUCAGCAGCAAAUUACACCAAUUCAGCCACCAGUACAGUCACCCCCGCAGUCCCAGACACCAAUUCAACCACAGGCAAUUCAGCCAGUCCAGCAUGUUCAGCAUCAGUCCUCGACGCCACAGCCUAUGCCCCAAAUUCUUCAAAAUUCAUCCCAAAUCGCACAGCAACAGCAGCAACAACAGCAACAGGUUCCAGUAUCUCAAAAUCCAUCUCACCAGAUGUCUAAUUCCUCGAUACCAGUCUCCACAACGACAAUGCCAACGGGUCUUAUCCUGGUUCACAAUCAGAGUCAAAAUCACAACAGCACCACCAGCGAUGAUAUGACAACACCAGUUCAUCCAUCAGCAUCACCUCAGUCAUCAAUGAGCAGCAGAUCAUCACCAAUACCGGCCAAUUCGUGUUCACCAGCGCCAUCUACUGCCAAUGGAUUAAUAACAAAACUUCCUGAUGGCAUGACAUCGUUGAAAAUUAUUGCCCAAAAUGCCAUUGAUCGUGCUGGACUUGAAAUACCACCAGGUGAUACCAGUAGAAAUAUAUUUGACAGUUCGAAGACUAAUACAGCAACAUCAGAGGCACAUAUUCCACCUCUACUUGGUGUUGCACCAUUGGGACCUGUUCCAUUGCAGAAGGAGCAUCAAAUGCAGUUCCAGAUGAUGGAGGCAGCGUAUUAUCAUAUGCCUCAUCCGUCGGAUUCUGAGAGACUCAGGUCGUAUUUACCGAGGAAUUUAUGCCAGACACCACCGUAUUAUCAGCAGGUUCCUCUGCCGCACUCAGAUACCGUCGAAUUUUUCCAACGACUAUCAACGGAAACUCUAUUCUUCAUAUUUUAUUAUAUGGAAGGGUCGAAGGGACAGUACUUGGCAGCCAAAGCUUUGAAAAAACAAUCGUGGAGGUUUCAUACUAAGUAUAUGAUGUGGUUCCAGAGGCAUGAGGAGCCAAAAGUUAUUAAUGAAGAAUACGAGCAGGGUACAUACAUCUACUUUGACUACGAAAAGUGGGGUCAGCGUAAGAAGGAGGGCUUCACAUUUGAGUACAAGUACUUAGAAGACAGAGAUCUUAACUGAAUGAGAAAAAUUAAUUGCCAAGAAAAUUUCCAACGUAUAAAAAACACUGCACUAAUUCUGUAUCGGUAUUAAACAAUGAGAACACGUGAACUCUCAAAGUCGUUAGAGAAAGUCAAAGAGGGGAAAAAAAAACAAAAA